AACCCAAGGCACCAUGGAGACAUCAAUGGACAAAUUACUUUCCAAAGUGGAUUCUGAAAAAUGCGUGGGCAUCGAAAUAUCCAACAAGAGUAGUUCUAUCAUCUUAUCGUGUCCAAGCACCUACUGUGACAGUGGCCGUGUACAUUCCCAACCCAGCCCCAGCAUCUUGCCUGGCACCGUGGACCGUUGCGUAUUUGUGAGAACACCGUCAGCAGCCCGUGGCAGCGUGGGAGUCCUCACUUACCAAUUAUCUGGAAACUACACCUUAGCAAUCUUCUUUUCUAACCCUUACAGUUAUGUGUUACAUAAAGUACAUUUGGGUCUGUGGAUCUAUGCUGGCACUGAUAAACCCAUCAAAAAUGUUUACAAAGAGAUGAAAGAUAACCGUGUUUCCAGCCGUUUCUACAAACACUGUGAUAUUGGCAAUGAGACACAGACCUUAGAAGUUUCAAAUGACAAUGUAAGGGUUUUAGCUACAAUGACAAAUACCAAAAAGGCUGUUUUAAGAGUACAUAUUCUAAAUAACAAUGCGGGUUAAAGGUGACGAUUGCGCUAGGCACAGCUCUUUGCCUCUAUAAUCCAGCUUGCAGUACAACACUCAAAGCUAAGGGGCAGAUUUAUCAGUGAGAGAUUAGAGCUCACUACAGAAAAAUACACCCACUUCCUAUUCAUUCCUAUGGGGUUUU
Messenger RNA from Xenopus tropicalis (tropical clawed frog), 686 nucleotides. RefSeq names its product DELTA-thalatoxin-Avl1b-like. The record is from RefSeq and is a predicted model, not a curated record. Gene Ontology annotation, cellular component: pore complex; nematocyst. The transcript has 2 exons. Gene Ontology annotation, biological process: transmembrane transport; cytolysis in another organism; monoatomic cation transport. Gene Ontology annotation, molecular function: channel activity. NCBI's taxonomy places the organism in Eukaryota, Metazoa, Chordata, Amphibia, Anura, Pipidae. The coding region runs from base 14 to 538 and encodes 174 amino acids.